AUGCCUGCAAUACUGUCUAAUGAUGACAGUGAAUAUUCAAAUAAGAGUACUGAAUCAGAGGAUAAGGAUACAGAGUCAAAUAGAAGUGAAGCGUCAGAAGAUGCACUUGAGUUUAUUGAAAAGCAGGAAGAUAUUAGUUCAACAAAUGAAUGGAACGAAGUUAAAGCCAUAAAUGAAUUAAAUGAAGAUACUAUAAAUAAAUUAAGUGAAGAUACUAUAAGCGAAUUAAAUGAAGAUAUUAUAAGUGGAGAAUCAGAUUUUAAUGAUCAUCCUGCUGUUGCAUUAAAUGCUAAGUGGAAAUUAGCAACUCUUUUUAAUAGAAACAGUUUUAAACAUCCACCUUAUAUGAAUUUAUUAACACAAUAA
This is a messenger RNA of Racocetra fulgida, 366 nucleotides long. NCBI's taxonomy places the organism in Eukaryota, Fungi, Glomeromycota, Glomeromycetes, Diversisporales, Gigasporaceae. The record is from the annotation of a GenBank genome assembly.